Messenger RNA from Cooperia oncophora, 405 nucleotides. Lineage: Eukaryota; Metazoa; Nematoda; Chromadorea; Rhabditida; Trichostrongylidae. The record is from the annotation of a GenBank genome assembly.
AUGUUUCACAGACUGGACGAUCGUGUUCUACUGUGCCUGCUGUAUGAAUGGAAGCUUGGUAAUAGCCCCAGAACGGCGUACGAGAAUCUGAAUCGUGUUUAUGGCCCGGGUACGAUCACAGAAGGAACGACAGCGAAAUGGUAUGGGAGAUUUCGAAGUGGUAGGCAUAAUCUUGAAAGGAAGACCAAAACUGGUGUGACACGUGUUGUGGAUGAAGAUGAACUGGAGCAGACACUGAAAGAGAACCCGGACUUAACUAUUGCCGAGCUUGCGAAAAAGUUUGGCGUCAGUAUGACUACAAUUUGGAAGCAUCUCAAACUGAUUUCAAAAGGCCAGAAGAUGACAUUCAUAGAUUUCAAAAAACCCGAGCAGGUCAGUUUUAUACUACGGUUGAUCAGCAUAUGA